Messenger RNA from Cryptomeria japonica (Japanese cedar), 670 nucleotides. RefSeq names its product light-harvesting complex-like protein OHP1, chloroplastic. The record is from RefSeq and is a predicted model, not a curated record. The coding region runs from base 83 to 436 and encodes 117 amino acids. Lineage: Eukaryota; Viridiplantae; Streptophyta; Pinopsida; Cupressales; Cupressaceae. The transcript is spliced from 4 exons.
AAUGACAUGGCAAUAGAAUUAACAUCAGGCCCCGGUAGAUAAGGGGAGAGAGAGAGCUCCAAGGCAUUCAUCUGCUACGACCAUGGCCACGAUUACACCCAUCAGUACAAUCAAACCCACUCUCCCUUCCUCUUCAUUUCUGCACUCUAAAGUGCGCAGGACACCCAACGGAAACAGGACUUCCUUUCAGCUUAUCACCAGUAGAACCUCCUUUACAAUCCGUGCAGCAAAGCUCCCAGCUGGAGUAGAGGCGCCUAAAGAGGAGCCAAAGCUUACUGCUCCCUUUCUUGGGUUUACAAAUACUGCCGAAAUCUGGAAUUCUAGAGCAUGUAUGAUAGGUCUCAUCGGUACAUUCAUUGUGGAGCUGAUAGCUCGGAAGGGAAUACUGCAACUAAUUGGUGUUGAGAUUGGGAAAGGCCUUGAUCUUCCUUUAUGAUCAUUUGAGCAUGAUGGUCUAGCAAAUGUUUUUACUCCUUUUAUGGCAUUUACAUUGAGUUCUAAUGUACUGCUUACAUUAUUUCUUAUUUGCCAGAAUGUCCCAUCCGCAUCUGUUCACUAAAAGAUAAAUGGACUCCAUAUAAAAAAUUACAUGGCAAUGCAGCUACUUGAAUGAUUUCUCAUUCCAGUUUUCCACUCAAUUUAUGGAUCACAAAUUUGGUAUUUAAAUAUU